AUACAUCAUCCGCCUUAAACCAUCCCACCUUAAUAUUAUUUGCUCUUACAAUGUUCAAAGGCAAAGAAAAAGACAAAAGGAAGAGAGGUUUAGGGAAGAGACAUGGAUGAUAUUGUGGGACUUCUUAGAAUCCGAGUCAAAAGAGGAAUGAAUCUUGUUAGUCGAGAUUCUCUUGGCAGCGACCCUUUCGUCGUCAUAACCAUGGGUCCUCAGAAACUGAAGACUCGCGGUGUGGAAAACAACUGUAAUCCAGAGUGGAACGAUGAAUUGACGCUUGCAAUCAAAGAUCCUAAUGAACCUGUGAAUCUCGAAGUGUAUGAUAAAGAUAUGUUCACUUCCCAUGACAAAAUGGGAGAUGCGGAAAUAGACAUCAGAACCUUUCUUGAGGCUCAGAAAAUAGGUAUUCAAGAACUUUCUGAUGGAACCGAGAUCCAAAGAGUGAAGCCGAGUAGAGACAAUUGCUUGUCCAAAGAUAGUAGAAUCAUCUCCAGUAACGGAAAGAUCGUCCAAGACAUGAUUCUUAGGUUGAGAAAUGUUGAAAGCGGUGAGGUUGAGAUUCAAAUCGAGUGGAUCAAUGUUCCAGGGUCAAGAGAUCUUUGAAGGAGAGAUAUGGCAGAAAAGAAAGUGUGUAUGAAUUGUACUGAGUGUGAUAAUGCACAGGAGAAGCUCAUUGCAACACAAAAGUUACAUUAAUUA
This is a messenger RNA of Eutrema salsugineum, 696 nucleotides long. Its product is annotated as protein C2-DOMAIN ABA-RELATED 8. The transcript has 3 exons. The record is from RefSeq and is a predicted model, not a curated record. Bases 103 to 600 code for a protein of 165 amino acids. Lineage: Eukaryota; Viridiplantae; Streptophyta; Magnoliopsida; Brassicales; Brassicaceae.